Messenger RNA from Galleria mellonella (greater wax moth), 1577 nucleotides. RefSeq lists its product as uncharacterized. The transcript has 4 exons. Lineage: Eukaryota; Metazoa; Arthropoda; Insecta; Lepidoptera; Pyralidae. The record is from RefSeq and is a predicted model, not a curated record. Bases 167 to 1426 code for a protein of 419 amino acids.
AAAUGGUCGUUCGCUUCAAACAAAACACUGCGCCCGCGCAGCGCGGCCGCCUACCGCGCUCCUGUGCUUGUUAUUAUGACAAUUACGUGAACACAUGGACUCGUUUGUGUAUGCAGUCGAUAAACAGUGAAACUUGUGUGGCGCAAUCGCAUCUUAUCAAGCUGCGAUGGCGGUAUGCGACAAAUGGGUCGCCCUAAAGAUAGUAGAGUUUUUAUUCUGCGUGGCGUGCCUGGUGGCGAAGCGCGUGUCGUCCGACGAUGAGGCACGGUUGGCGUUGCUGCUGCAGAAGCUGUCGCGGGAGUGGUCGCUGCUCACCUCCGUCACGUGGGACUCCGUGGGAGGAGCAUUCGCUGAUGCUGUGUAUGGGGGUUACGUGAUAAUAACCUUCGGGUUGAUCCUGGCGCGAGUGUUUCAAGAGAUACCGAGAGGUCGCCGCAUACUUGAAGGCUUCUUCCUCGGAUUUGGUUUGCUGUUCUUCCUAGUUUUAGGUGGCCUCGAGUUGGCGUCUCUGGAUUCUGUCCCGAGGAAUUUAGUGGUGAAUGCAUCCGUUCUUGGAACCCUAUCGUUGAUUGUCGCCGCGUUGUUCCUCGUAGACCUUAUGGGUCCUAGGAUAUAUACCAAAGCACAAAAGUCUCAAACGGAUCCAUUCUCGUCACCAAAAACAGAGAAGAAAGUCUCCAUAGCAAGUCCAGCGCAGCCAGUUGCCAACGGGCAUAUUGUGCCUGUUGAGAAACAGAAUGGAAACGCGAAGCCGGAGAGACCAAAAGAUUUGGACUUGGAAAAAAAUGCAGAACUGAAUACAAAGAAAGAAGAGUCCAGCCUCUUCGAUGAGCCCAAACACGAUUACACGAAAUUCGAGGACGAUUUCCUUCAAAGAGACGAAUUGGAAAAAUCCAAAUUUGGCUCAUUACGGAAUGGCAUUGAAAGCGGGAAUUACUUCAGACUGUCCGAUCCGUUAAUGGAAAUCGACAGGUUCCAUUAUGAACAGGAGCUCGCGAAAUUCAAUGAGAAAUAUUUGAGAAGAUAUUUAGAAAUCACCGACGGGAGAUUGCCCGUAAAAGAAGAUUACCUUCCAGAACUACAGACGCCCGUCUUUUCAAAAGUAAAGACUGGGCGAUUGAAGAGUUUGUACGACGAAGUCUCCCCGACUUACGAACAAAAACGGCAGUCGAAAUCUCCGUCCAGAGCUCAAAAAGUGUCAACGCCGACUUUGCAGCAGUUGGAAGAUUAUUUACGAUCUUCAAACAGGUCGAGAAGAGGUGACACGCCGGCGAUGUUUCCUAUGGAGCCAAUUGUUGAAAAAGAAGCCACCGAGACUGAAGGGAGAGCUUCUGGUACUCCGACUGACCCUGGAUUUGUGCAAUACACUGCCGGCAAAUGGCCUGAUAAACGGGAAAUACGUACUCCGAGACAUAGCCCCACGUAAUAACUUAUUGACUCUUGACUGAUGAGCGACUGUGCGAGUUUGUGAAUGUGUGUGAUCAUAUAAAUAGCCAUUGUAUUUAAUUAGUUAUAAAAUAAAUAUAGACACUAAUAUAAUUUUAUAUUACGACAACGAUAAUAAACUAAUUUUACUA